Molecule: messenger RNA, 1245 nt
Organism: Aspergillus melleus
Lineage: Eukaryota; Fungi; Ascomycota; Eurotiomycetes; Eurotiales; Aspergillaceae
Gene: fhpA
Product: flavohemoprotein
Exons: 1
Coding region: 1-1245 (414 amino acids)
Biological process (GO): nitric oxide catabolic process; cellular response to nitrosative stress
Cellular component (GO): intracellular anatomical structure
Molecular function (GO): heme binding; nitric oxide dioxygenase [NAD(P)H] activity; oxygen binding
Source: RefSeq, a predicted model, not a curated record
AUGCCUUUGACUCCCGAACAGGUCCAGACCAUCAAGGCCACUGUCCCGGUCCUUCAGAUCCAUGGCAAGACCAUCACCACUGUGUUCUACAAGAACAUGCUCGAUGCCCAUCCCGAGCUGAACGCCGUCUUCAACACGCCCAACCAAGUCAAUGGCCACCAGCCGCGCGCCCUCGCCGGCGCUCUGUUCGCCUACGCCUCCUACAUCGACGACCUGGGCGUGCUCUCGCCUGCUGUGGAACUGAUUUGCCACAAGCACGCCUCGCUCUACAUCAAGCCCGAGCAGUACGAGAUCGUCGGCAAGUAUCUCCUCGAGGCCAUGGGCGAGGUGCUCGGCGACGCCCUCACGCCCGCCAUUCACGAAGCCUGGGCCGCCGCGUACUGGCAACUCGCCAACCUGAUGAUCGGCCGCGAAGCCCAACUCUACCAGGAAGCCAACGGCUGGACCGACUUCCGCGAAUUUCGCAUCGCCAAGAAGAUCCCCGAGUCGUCGGAGAUCACCUCCUUCCACCUCGCCCCCGUCGACGGCAAGCCUCUGCCCUCGUUCCGCCCCGGCCAGUACAUUUCCAUCCAGGUGUUCGUGCCCGAGCUCAAAUACCCGCAAGCCCGCCAGUACUCGCUCUCCGAUAAGCCCGAAUCCGACCACUACCGCAUCAGCGUGAAGCGGGAAUCCGGCCUCAACCCCGCCCAGCCCGGCGCCGCGGCGCACCCGGGCUACGUGUCGAACAUCCUGCACGACCAGAUCAAGGAGGGCGACAUCGUCAAGCUCUCCCACCCCUUCGGCGACUUCUUCCUGCAGGACGCCGAGGCCACGAGCCCGAUCGUUCUCCUCGCCGCCGGCGUCGGCCUUACCCCUCUCACCUCCAUCCUGAACACCCUAACCGCCACCUCCACGCAGCGGAAAAUCCACUUCGUGCACGGCGCGCGCACCUCCGCCGCCCGUCCUUUCCGCCCACACAUCCAGUCGCUCGCCGAGAAAUUCCCCAACCUGCACGCCACGUUCUUCACGAGCCACCCUGCGGCGGAGGAAACGCAAGGCGCGGAUUUCGAUCACGCCGGCCGGAUCGAUCUCAGCACGCUAGACGCAGAGAAGGACCUAUUCCUGGACGACCAGAAGACCGAGUACUAUAUCUGCGGUCCGAAGGGGUUUAUGGGCGCCAUGAAGGCCGGGUUGGCGGCUAAGGGCGUCAGCGAUGAUCGCAUAAAAAUGGAAUUGUUUGGUACGGGUGGCGUUCCUUCUGCAUAA